AAGAGCAGACAGGAAGGUCUGUACACUGUCGUUACUGUCACUGGCGUUGCAGCUCGGAUUGUUUUGGUUUUACCUGCACCUGUACUCGAAGAGAAAAUUUUGGGCUGCUGUGUAACGUGAAUUCAAGUAUACGUGUCUUUUAGCAAUUGGAGAAAUAUGUAAAACGCACUUUAGGUCCGGGAGUAUUCAAAUCAAAAUUUGGUUCGUCAUUCUGUACCUACCUACCUAGACAUCCUCGGCAUACCAGACUGGGAAACAAAAUUAUUCCUUCAACAUGUCAUAUCGUGGUCGAAAAUCAAUUAGAGAGGAAUACGAAGAACGCUUCUCAGCAAUGGAUUCAAGAGAGGUGACCGUCCAUCGAGUUGUCAAUAUUGUUGAAAAGAGGAGCCCUAUGCCUCGGCCAGUGGAUAGAGGCUUUAAUGAUGACCAGUGGUAUGGUGGUCCCCGAAAAUACCCGGAUGCAAGGGAAUAUCACGACGAAGGAAAUUAUCCACUCAAUGAUCGUCGAUAUGAAAACCCCAAUUAUGGCAAUUUUCGCCGAAAUUCCUCACCCCCACGAAAUGAGGGCUUCUACUCCCAACAGAGUUACAGCAGGGAUGAUUUGAGGCAUCAGUUAGGCUCAAGGAACAGUGGCAGGGCUGGUCCUUAUGUCUGUAACAGAGGUCGAGGGCUGGGCCCCCCUCUAAGAGAAGACCACGAUGACUAUAGGAUCUCUCCGCCUGUAGUAAGCAAACGGGACCGCUCUCCUGGAAGGAGGGAAGCCCAACCAUCAGUUCGCUCUGGAUCAAACACAAGCAACAGGAGCUUCUCCCCUGACAGGGACAAAAGCUACACCUACCAGCAGGCCCAGAAAAAGCAUAAGACCAAUGCGCUGACGGGCCACAGUCCCAGCAGCUCUGUGGAGGGAUCUACUCACAGCUCAGGAUCUUCAAAGGAAAAAAUGCCUGCAUCUGUAGCGGAGACGGAGGAGGUGGUGGCUCCCAGCAUGGAGCCAAAGCUGACCAGCAAACCAGAGGAAGACUUUAAGGCUCGCCGAUUAGAGGCCAUUAAGGCUAAGGCUUUCGAAAUUGAGAAGCAUUACAGGCAGGACUGUGAGACAUUUCGCACAGUGGUGAAGAUGUUGGUGACCAAGGAGCCCAGUUUGGAUAAUCUUCUGCAGGCUCCACUGGAUGAGAACCUGUUGGAGAUCAAACAGCGCUGCCUAGAUUCCCUUAGGCACUUUGUGAAGGAGCUGGACGAGGUAUUAGAGCAGCCGGACACCUCAGCGGAAGCCACAAGUCACAAGACACUGAAGUGACAAGUGACACAUUUCUUAAACUCUUAUUUUUGAAGUAAGUAGAAAAUUGUCUCAGUGGAUUGAAGAAUUUUGCCAUUUUUCAAAGUUUUAUUUUAAUUAUUUUCUUCAAUCAAAUAAUGCUAACAGUGAUUGAUAAAAAAAACAAAGAUUAUAAAAAGUUGAUUCAUAUGUAUUAUUAACAAAGACAUGAUUUCUGGUGGCAGUAACGGUGACACCUGAUUCAAUGCUAGAUUAAAUAAUUGUUAAAAUGCAUAUGUUGUUACAGUGAAAUACCUAUAGUAUUAUUUGUGAAACACACGAUACAGUUUCUAUGAAAGCAUGGACAAUUGAAAUUUGAAGCUUCAGCUGGAUUUUUACCCAAAGCUAUGUUGUGGAAAAACUGUGAAAUAUUAUGUUCAGUUGAUUACAGAUGCCAUUUUAAAUUGAUAUAAGUUAAAUGUCUGAUCAUUGAACAAACUAGAGGCUUGGUCGUAUUGAUGAAUCCUACUGUUAGGAGCACUAGCAGAAAGAAUGACAUGGUCAAAUAACUUUCCUAUCACAACUUUUUACUCAGUCUUAAUUGAUAUAUAGUAUGUUGUGCUUCCAGUAUCUGCAUUGCAACUAAUGCUGACUGUAACGCUAGGGUCCUAGUAACGAAGGGUCCGACUCUAAAUCUUUAAUGGAUUUUUCAUUGCAGCACUAUUUUUCACAGAAAAUACUGACUUUUUAUAUAUAGAUCAUGUAUUUUUCUCUUACUUUGAGUAGAUUUUCAGUUAAACUUUUGUAAAUAAAAGCUGAGGCCUUGAA
Micropterus dolomieu (smallmouth bass) is the source of this 2083-nucleotide messenger RNA. Its product is annotated as periphilin-1-like. The coding region runs from base 275 to 1297 and encodes 340 amino acids. NCBI's taxonomy places the organism in Eukaryota, Metazoa, Chordata, Actinopteri, Centrarchiformes, Centrarchidae. Gene Ontology annotation, cellular component: nucleoplasm. Gene Ontology annotation, biological process: protein localization to heterochromatin; negative regulation of DNA-templated transcription; negative regulation of gene expression, epigenetic. The record is from RefSeq and is a predicted model, not a curated record. The transcript has 10 exons.